Molecule: messenger RNA, 3125 nt
Organism: Falco peregrinus (peregrine falcon)
Lineage: Eukaryota; Metazoa; Chordata; Aves; Falconiformes; Falconidae
Gene: GRIN3B
Product: glutamate ionotropic receptor NMDA type subunit 3B
Exons: 9
Coding region: 1-3087 (1028 amino acids)
Biological process (GO): modulation of chemical synaptic transmission; monoatomic ion transport; synaptic transmission, glutamatergic
Cellular component (GO): postsynaptic membrane; plasma membrane
Molecular function (GO): NMDA glutamate receptor activity; transmitter-gated monoatomic ion channel activity involved in regulation of postsynaptic membrane potential
Source: RefSeq, a predicted model, not a curated record
AUGGCGGGGCUGCGGGCGCUGUGGCUGCUGGCGGCGGCGCUGGGGGCGGCGGGGGGACACCCGCAUCCCUGCCGCGUCCCGGGCCCCGCCGGCCCCGCCGUGCGCCUGGGGGCUCUGCUGCCGCCCGCCGCCCCCGCCCGCCUCCGCGCCGCGCUGCUGAGAGCCGCCGGCCCCGGGGGCGGCACCGGGGGCAGCCCCGGGGGGGCGCCCGGCCCCGGGGGGGCGGCGCUGCCCCACAACCUCAGCCUGGAGGUGGUGGCCGGAGCCCCGGCGGCGCGGGACCCCGGCUCGCUGGCGCGGUGGCUGUGCGGGGCGCUGGCGGGGCGCGGCGUGGCCGCCGUCCUGGCUCUGCCCCGCUCCCGGCGGGAGCUGCUCCAGCUCGACUUCCUCGCCGCCGCCCUGCAGGUCCCCUUCGUCAGCCUCCUGGACAGCCGCGGGCCCCUGCCCUUCCGAGCGCAGAGCCCUUUCCACUUCCACAUGAACCGGCAGAGCUCGCUGGAGAUGCUGGUGGAUGUGCUGGUGAGCAUCUUGCAGGCCAACAACUGGCAAGAGACCAACCUGGUGCUUUGCCACCCAUGGGACAUCUCCAGCUUCCUCGGCCUCUGGGCCCGCCGCUCCCAGCUCUUCCUCCGCACCAUCCUGGACCUUGGCUACCUGGAUGAGGCCGGGGCCACCCACUACCUCCGGCAGCACGGGGAGCGCUUCAGGGCUCUCUCCAGCCCCGUGCUGGUGCUCGGCUGCGACCUGCGGCGCGCUCGGCUCAUCUUCCAGGCGGCCGAGGAGUCGGGGCUGCUGCUGCAGGAGCUUCACUGGCUGCUGGGCUCCCCGCUCAGUGCUGGCGAGCUGCAGACCGAGGGGUUGCCCCUGGGGCUACUGGCCUACGGGGAGGUCAACCGGCCGCCGCUGGAGCUCUUCAUCCAGGACCUGGUGGAGCUGGUGUCCCGGGCCAUCGCCAGCGCCGCCCGCGUCCGCCCUGACCUGGCUCUGCUGCAGACGAUGGUGAACUGCAAUGACAGGCACCGGGUGCGCGGCGAGUCCUCGGGGCUCUUCCUCUCCCGGUUCCUGGCCAACACGUCCUUCCACGGCCGGACGGGGCCCGUGCGUGUGGAGAACGCGACGCUGGUGCGGCCGGAGCAGCAGUACCGCGCCUGGAGCCUGCAGCGGGACUCGCGGGGGGACCCCACCUGGGUGACGGUGGGCACCUGGCGGCACGGCAAGCUGGAGCUGGAGGAGGGCACGUGGCAGAGUCACCGCCAGCGCAAGAGCCCCGGCGAGGGGGCUGGGGGGGCCCGCAUGAGGCUGCGGGUGGUGACGCUGGUGGAGCACCCCUUCGUCUUCACCAGGGAGGCAGAUGACGAUGGGAGCUGCCCGGCUGGGCAGCUCUGCCUGGACCCCGGCACCAAUGACUCUGCUGUGCUGGACACCCUCUUUGAGGAGCUGGGUGCCGACAACGGCUCGGUGCCGCGGGCGUACAAGAAGUGCUGCUACGGGUACUGCAUCGACCUGCUGGAGAAGCUGGCUGAGGACAUGUCCUUUGACUUUGAGCUCUACAUUGUGGGUGAUGGGAAAUAUGGGGCCUGGAAGAAUGGGCGCUGGACGGGGCUGGUGGGGGACCUGCUCAGCGGCACGGCCCACAUGGCCGUCACCUCCUUCAGCAUCAACUCGGCGCGGAGCAAAGUCAUCGAUUUCACCAGCCCCUUUUUCUCCACCAGCCUGGGCAUCCUGGUGAGGACCAAGGACACAGCGUCGCCUAUCGGGGCCUUCAUGUGGCCCUUGCACUGGACCAUGUGGGUGGGCAUCUUUGUGGCCCUGCACAUGACGGCACUCUUCCUCACCCUGUACGAGUGGAAGAGCCCCUAUGGCAUGACCCCCCAUGGCCGCAACCGCAUGAAGAUCUUCUCCUACUCCUCAGCCCUCAACCUCUGCUACGCCAUCCUCUUUGGGCGCACCGUGUCCAGCAAGACGCCCAAGUGCUGCACUGGCCGCUUCCUCAUGAACCUCUGGGCCAUCUUCUGCCUCCUGGUGCUCUCCAGCUACACGGCCAACCUGGCGGCUGUCAUGGUGGGGGAUAAGACCUUUGAGGAGCUCUCGGGCAUCCAUGACCCAAAGCUGCAUCACCCCUCGCAGGGCUUCCGCUUUGGCACGGUGUGGGAGAGCAGCGCCGAGGAGUACAUCAAGAAGAGCUUCCCCGAGAUGCACGAGUACAUGCGACGCUACAACGUCCCCACCACCCCCGCCGGUGUCACCAUGCUCAAGACGGAGCCCCCCAAGCUCAACGCCUUCAUCAUGGACAAGUCGCUGCUGGACUACGAGGUCUCGAUCGACUCCGACUGCAAACUGCUCACUGUGGGCAAACCCUUCGCCAUUGAAGGCUAUGGCAUUGGCCUCCCCCAGAACUCGCCGCUGACCUCCAACAUCUCCAAGUUCAUCAGCCGCUACAAGUCAGCCGGGUUCAUCGACCUCCUGCACGACAAGUGGUACAAGAUGGUGCCAUGCGGCAAGCGCGUCUUCGCCGUCACGGAGACCCUGCAGAUGGGCAUCUACCACUUCUCGGGCCUCUUUGUGCUGCUCUGCAUCGGGCUCAGUGGCUCCCUGCUCACCUCGCUGGGCGAGCACGUCUUCUACCGCCUCGUCCUGCCCCGCAUCAAGCGCAAGAAGAAAUUCAACUACUGGCUGCACACGAGCCAGAAAAUCCACCGGGCGCUGAACAUGGGCACGGAGGAGCAGAAAAGCCAGCAGCUGAGUUCGGCGCAGAGGUGCACCCUCCAGCCGCCGCAGGCACCAGCGGCAGGGCAGCCCUGGAGCACCCUGCGGAAGGAGGCACGGCGGGUGCGCUUCCAGCUGGACAAAGCCCCCCCUGAGGGUGAGGGGUCCCUGUGGCACCCCAGGAACGGGCGGGCGCCACGGCCCCCGGACAGGGCGGCCAGCGAGAGCGAGCUCCGGGAGCUGGAGGACAAGAUCCAGGAGAUGCGGGAGCAGCUGCGGGUGGCCCUGGUGAGGAAGAGUGAGCUGGUGGCCGUGCUGGGCACGGCAAAGAGCGGCCGCCUGCUGCCCACCCAGUCGGAGGAGCCCCAGGAGGAGAGGUGAUGUGGGGUGGGGGGGCCAGGGCAGGCAGCCCCCUGAAC